Molecule: messenger RNA, 1743 nt
Organism: Emys orbicularis (European pond turtle)
Lineage: Eukaryota; Metazoa; Chordata; Testudines; Emydidae
Gene: PAK3
Product: p21 (RAC1) activated kinase 3
Exons: 16
Coding region: 1-1743 (580 amino acids)
Biological process (GO): intracellular signal transduction; regulation of actin cytoskeleton organization; protein phosphorylation
Cellular component (GO): cytoplasm
Molecular function (GO): ATP binding; protein serine/threonine kinase activity
Source: RefSeq, a predicted model, not a curated record
AUGUCCGAUAGUCUGGAUAUUGAAGAGAAACCUCCAGCCCCUCCGUUGAGAAUGAACAGCAACAAUCGUGAUUCUUCAGCGUUGAACCACAGCUCCAAACCGCUCCCCAUGGCCCCAGAAGAGAAGAACAAGAAGGCCAGGCUGCGCUCCAUCUUCCCAGGAGGAGGGGAUAAAACCAAUAAGAAGAAGGAGAAAGAGCGUCCUGAGAUCUCUCUUCCUUCAGAUUUUGAACAUACGAUUCAUGUGGGGUUUGAUGCAGUCACCGGGGAAUUCACUGUAAGUAACCUCCAUAUUGCACCUUCAUUAAGUCUCCCAGUUCCUUGUCAGGAGGGAAAAAAAAUGCCAGAUCUCUAUGGCUCACAGAUGUGCACAGGGAAGCUCCCAGAGGGAAUUCCAGAGCAGUGGGCCAGGCUGUUACAGACCUCCAAUAUAACAAAACUAGAGCAAAAGAAGAAUCCACAAGCUGUUUUAGAUGUUCUCAAAUUCUACGAUUCCAAAGAGACCGUUAACAACCAGAAAUACAUGAGCUUUACUUCAGGAGAUAAGAGCGCCCACGGAUACAUAGCAGCCCAUCCUUCGAGCACAAAAACUGCAUCAGAACCCCCUUUAGCUCCCCCAGUUUCAGAAGAAGAGGAUGAAGAUGAAGAAGAAGAAGAAGAUGACAAUGAACCUCCACCUGUUAUUGCACCACGACCUGAGCAUACAAAAUCAAUCUACACUCGGUCUGUAAUUGAACCUGUUGCUGCACCAGCACUAGUUAAAGAGGCUACGACCCCUCAGCCUGAGAACUCAAACACCAACACUUUGUACAGAAACACGGACCGGCAACGAAAAAAAUCCAAGAUGACGGAUGAAGAGAUCCUAGAGAAAUUGAGAAGCAUUGUGAGUGUUGGUGACCCUAAGAAGAAAUAUACACGAUUUGAAAAAAUUGGUCAAGGGGCAUCGGGUACUGUUUAUACAGCAAUAGACAUUGCCACAGGACAAGAGGUGGCCAUAAAGCAAAUGAAUCUCCAGCAGCAGCCUAAAAAGGAACUAAUUAUUAAUGAAAUCCUGGUCAUGAGGGAAAAUAAGAACUCUAAUAUUGUUAACUAUUUAGACAGCUACCUAGUAGGCGAUGAACUUUGGGUAGUUAUGGAAUACUUGGCAGGAGGCUCUUUAACGGACGUUGUUACUGAGACCUGUAUGGAUGAAGGACAGAUAGCAGCUGUGUGUAGGGAGUGCCUGCAAGCGCUGGAUUUCUUACAUUCAAACCAAGUGAUCCAUAGAGACAUCAAGAGUGACAACAUUCUUCUCGGGAUGGAUGGAUCUGUCAAAUUGACUGAUUUUGGGUUUUGUGCUCAGAUCACACCUGAGCAGAGCAAACGGAGCACAAUGGUGGGGACUCCCUACUGGAUGGCACCGGAAGUAGUGACAAGGAAAGCAUAUGGCCCCAAAGUUGACAUCUGGUCCUUAGGGAUCAUGGCAAUAGAAAUGGUGGAAGGAGAACCCCCGUACCUUAAUGAAAAUCCUCUCAGGGCUUUGUAUCUGAUAGCUACUAAUGGAACCCCAGAACUUCAGAAUCCUGAGAGACUCUCUGCUGUGUUCCGAGACUUUCUGAACCGCUGUCUGGAAAUGGACGUAGACAGACGAGGGUCUGCCAAGGAGCUUUUACAGCAUCCAUUUUUGAAAUUAGCCAAGCCUCUCUCCAGCCUGACUCCUCUCAUCAUUGCAGCAAAGGAAGCAAUUAAGAACAGCAGCCGCUAG